Molecule: messenger RNA, 3481 nt
Organism: Rosa rugosa (rugosa rose)
Lineage: Eukaryota; Viridiplantae; Streptophyta; Magnoliopsida; Rosales; Rosaceae
Product: potassium channel KAT3-like
Exons: 10
Coding region: 1084-3396 (770 amino acids)
Biological process (GO): potassium ion transport; transmembrane transport
Cellular component (GO): membrane
Molecular function (GO): voltage-gated potassium channel activity; protein binding
Source: RefSeq, a predicted model, not a curated record
GGGUCAUGAUUGAUCCAGAAACAUUAACAAGCUGUGCAUAUGCAAAGGAAAGCCACAAGUUAAAGGAGUAGUCGGUGAAAUGAAAACCGUGUUGUGCUAGCAGCUGCAAAGUACGUACAGACGGGUCAAAAGCAAAUUGGAAAAGAGAGUAAGAUAGAGUUGGGAUACAUCAAAUAUGUAUAUAUGGCACCAAUCCAUUUCAUAGUUUUAUGGCUCUGAUUGAGUUUCCAUAUAAAAACAACCUCAGCAGUCAAGCUCUCUUAGCCUCUUUAUAUCAGGAAGGUGAUGAAGAUUGAAGGGAGCUGAUAUAAUGGAUGAGUUAAUAAUAAAAAGCUGGAGCUAUAUUUUUGUUUGGAGGGAUUUUGCAGUGUCAUCACCUCUAAAACAGCCUCCUACUGGUCCACGUGGCGUCCAUAUAUUGAACUUCACCAAGAUCAUCCUCAGGUCCGUGUCUCACAUUUUGAAAUGAAAUGAAAUGAAAAUACACAACCAAAACCGAUGUUUUGCUUAAACCCAAAUGAAGUCUUAUGUCUCCCUUGCUCAUGAGUCUGCUGUAGUUUUGGCCAUACCUGUUGCACAACUACUACUCCACAUGGAUUUCAAUAAUGGAUCUCCCACCACCCCAACUUUACUGAACCAGAAAUGUGCCAUUACCAUCUUCAGUUUAUUGCUCUCUUCCAGUACUGAAGAACUUGUCUGCAGCUGCAUUACAGAAAUUAAGCUGCGCAUGUCUGCCACUCUUUGUGCUCGCGCAACUUGUUCUUCCCGUGUCCAUUCCCCCCUUCUUUCUUACCUUUCUUGCUUAAACAAGAUAGAAAGUCUCCUUUCUACUUUUUUACUACUUCUUUCCCAUCCGUAACCACCCACUAUAGUCCUGCAUAGUUAAGCUUCCAGCAUAUUCUUUUCGAAGUCACAAGCGUGAUACGAAAAAGGUACAGAAGAUUAAGGACUCCUAAACCGUGUGCUCACCGAAGCCAGUUGGCAUUCUAUUAAUACCCCCUUCUUAGUACACUAAACCAACCAAGAAAAAAUCUUACAUCCCUUUACUGUAGUUCUUCUGAAGAUCAAUUCAGAAACUCAAAGAUGUCAGUUUCCGGCACAAAGAAUUUCUUCAGGAGGUUUUGUAUUGAUGAAUACCAAAUAGAUAGUGUUGCUCAGAGCAGCUUCUUCUCUAGUGAUCUAUUGCCAUCUCUUGGAGCCAGAAUCAACCAAUCAACCAAGCUCCGAAAAUACAUUAUAUCGCCUUACAAUCCUCGUUAUAGGGCUUGGGAGAUGUUACUCAUUGUUCUCGUCAUUUACUCCGCCUGGAUUUGCCCAUUCGAGUUUGCAUUCUUGACAUACAAGCAAGAUGCUCUUUUUGUCAUCGACAACAUUGUCAACGGUUUCUUUGCCAUUGACAUCUUCCUCACUUUCUUUGUUGCAUAUCUCGACAGCCAGUCUUAUCUUCUUGUUGACAAUCCCAAGCAAAUUGCAACGAGGUACAUAUCAACCUGGUUUAUUUUCGAUGUGUGUUCCACUGCCCCAUUCCAGCCUAUUAUUAGCCUCUUGUUUACAAAUCAUGGCAGCAAACUUGGCUUUAAAGUACUGAACAUGCUCCGGCUCUGGCGCCUCAGACGAGUGAGCUCCCUGUUUGCAAGACUUGAGAAGGACAUUCGAUUCAAUUACUUCUGGACUCGGUGCACAAAGCUCAUUUCUGUGACCCUUUUCGCAGUACAUUGUGCUGGUUGCUUUUACUAUCUGAUAGCAGACAGAUACCCCGAUUCAAAACAAACAUGGAUCGGUGCAGUGUACCCAAAUUUCAAAGAGGAUAGUCUUUGGAACAGAUAUGUCACUGCAAUGUACUGGUCUAUCACAACACUCACAACCACUGGCUAUGGAGACUUGCAUGCUGAGAACCCAAGGGAGAUGCUGUUCGAUAUUUUCUACAUGCUGUUCAAUUUGGGAUUGACAGCUUACCUCAUCGGAAACAUGACAAACCUUGUGGUUCAUUCGACCAGCAGAACCAGAAACUUUAGGGACACGGUGCGAGCUGCUUCAGAAUUUGCAGCAAGAAAUGACUUGCCGCCAAGAAUACAGGACCAAAUGUUGUCACACAUAUGCCUCAAGUUCAGGACAGAAGGGUUGAAGCAGCAAGAGACCUUGAAUGAUCUCCCCAAAGCGCUUCGUUCAAGCAUUGCUCACCGUCUCUUCUUCCCCAUUAUUCAAAAAGUCGAUAUCUUCCAAGGAGUUUCAUAUGACUUCCUUUUCCAAUUGGUAUCAGAAAUAGAUGCCGAGUACUUUCCACCCAAAGAAGAAGUCAUUCUGCAAAAUGAGGCCCCAACGGAUCUUUACAUACUGGUCUCAGGUGGAGUAGUUUUAAUAUCCAAUAUUGAUGGGCAAGAGCAAGUUGUAGGAAAGGCAAAUUCUGGGGAUACUUUGGGUGAAAUUGGAGUAUUAUGUCAGAGGCCACAGCCUUACACAGUUCGGACAACUGAACUUUCCCAAAUAUUACGACUCCGCAGAAAUUCACUGAUGACCACUAUACAAACAAAUAAGGAAGACGAGCAGAUUAUCAUGAACAACAUUUUUAUGAAACUGAAAGGGGAAGAUGGCUCAGGCUUUGAAUAUCCACAUACAAAUCCAGGCUUAAUGCUUGACAAUUGUCCUGGAGGAGGAUGCAAAGAUAGCUCACAUGAAGAUGCAGCAAUGCAGGAAGCAAGGAACAAUUGCUUUACAGCUUCGCAGGCGAGGAAGAAGAGUGAAAUAGGCAAAGCUCAAAUGACAGGUGAGAAUGGCCAAACUGAAAUUCAAGCUGCUGUUUGCCAGGGCCAUCUGGAAAAGGUAAAAAUUGUGGUUGAAGGAGGAGCAGAUGUCAACAAACCGGAAGCUAAAGGAUGGAUGCCAAAGGGUCUAGCACAACAGCAAGGAGACAAGGACAUACAUGACCUCUUAUUAAGUUAUGAAAAUAGAAGAGAAAUGGAUGAACAUAGAAUAGAGUUCAUUGAGCCAGAAGCAUCUGGAAGCACCAGCAAUUGUGAAGGAAUUUGUAAAACACAGGAAGACCACCAACAUAUUCUUUCUCACUUGAGAAAGGUAGCCAUGAAGUCAUAUCAGUGCCCGUCUAGCCCUGCAAGUGACAGAGAACAAAGGAUCAGAUCAUACAGCAAGAGAGUAACUAUCCACAUGCAUUCUAAAAGUGAAAGUGUGUCGGAAAGGCAGCUUGCGAAAUUAAUAAUUCUACCUGAUUCCAUAGACGAGCUGCUCAGAGUUGCUAGUGAGAAGUUUGGAGGCUACAGACCUAUAAAAGUCGUGAAUGCAGAGAAUGCAGAAAUAGAAGACAUGAGUGUCGUUAGAGAUGGUGAUCAUCUGUUUCUUCUUCAUAAUGAUUGUCAAAAUUUGUACUCUGAUGUGACCUAAUGUUGUUCAAAGAUGUGUAAGGUAACUUGUAACUCUUAGGCAACAUUUAAUAAGAAUUAACAUAAGUUUUGAUGCGACCAACCAA